UAGUGUGGGAUUGCARACUGAGUGCAAGCCCUGGCAGCCCCUGGGUCAAAAGGCUGACAAAGCCCUGGAUGGCCGAGAAACAGCUACUGAGACAGCAAUGGCGUGGUGGAAGGCCUGGAGUGAAGAGGAGGGCAGGUCUGUGACAGGUGUUUUGAGGUUUGACCCCAAGCCUGAUGCUGAGACUCUGUACAAAGCCAUGAAAGGACUUGGGACUGAUGAGCAAGCUAUAAUUGAUGUCCUAACCAAGAGGAGCAAUAUGCAGCGUCAAGAGAUUGCCAAAUCCUUCAAGGCUCAGUUUGGAAAGGAUCUGAUCGAAAGCUUGAAGUCGGAGCUGAGUGGUGAUUUUGAGAGGCUCAUUGUAGCUCUCAUGUAUUCCCCUUUCAAGUAUGAUGCCAAGGAGCUUCAUGAUGCCAUGAGGGGUCUAGGAACAAGCGAAGAUACCAUCAUAGAGAUCCUGGCAUCACGGACAAAAGCGCAGAUCAGAGAGAUAAUCAAGGCUUACAAAGAAGAAUACAAUUCUGAUCUGGAAGAAGACAUAAAAUCAGAAACAAGUGGCUAUUUUGAACAGAUUCUAGUUUGCCUUCUUCAGGGUGAGAGGGACAAUGCUACUCUCUAUGUGGACACUGCGCUGGCUCUCCAGGAUGCAGAGGCUCUGUAUUCUGCUGGAGAGAAGAUAAAGGGCACAAAUGAGAUACCGUUCAUCACCAUCCUGUGCACCAGGAGUGCUACACACUUGCUGAAAGUGUUUGAAGAAUACCAGAAACUUGCUGGUAAGAGCAUAGAAGACACUAUCAAGAGUGAAACUCGGGGUUCACUGGAGGAUGCCAUGCUGGCUAUUGUGAAGUGCACCAGGAACAUCCGCUGCUACUUUGCAGAGAGGUUGUACAAUGCUUUAAAGGGGGCUGGCACUGAUGAUGGGACUCUUAUAAGGGUGAUUGUUUCCCGCAGUGAAGUUGAUUUAAACCUUAUAAAGGUUGAGUUCAAGAAGAUUGCAGGACAGUCCCUUUCCAGCAUGAUUCUGGAUGACACAAGUGGUGAUUACAAGACAGCCUUGCUGACUCUCUGUGGCAGUGAUGAUUGACAAAAAUUGAAGAGGAAGAUAUUGAAAGGAAUACAGAGCAAAUUACCUACAAAUAAGUAUUUGAAAAUGUACAUUUAGAAAAUCCUUCCAUCAAGCCAAGUGGAAAACAAGAUC
Nothoprocta perdicaria is the source of this 1195-nucleotide messenger RNA. Its product is annotated as annexin A8-like protein 1. The transcript is spliced from 13 exons. Gene Ontology annotation, molecular function: calcium-dependent phospholipid binding; calcium ion binding. NCBI's taxonomy places the organism in Eukaryota, Metazoa, Chordata, Aves, Tinamiformes, Tinamidae. Gene Ontology annotation, biological process: endosomal transport; endosome organization; negative regulation of serine-type endopeptidase activity. Gene Ontology annotation, cellular component: cytoplasm. The record is from RefSeq and is a predicted model, not a curated record. Bases 98 to 1081 code for a protein of 327 amino acids.